AUGGAGGAUCUGUGUACAACAUGCUUGUGCGUAGGAAGAAAUUUGGUUUUCAUUGGAGAGACUGGAUGCUACAAUCUGUACUGUCAAAUUUUAAGUGAAAUUGAGGUGUAUGAUACCUCGGUUGUAUGUGUACGCGUGUGUUGGGAAUGUCGUGUGGCACUCCGUAAUUUCCAGCGCUUCAAAGUACGGGCGCAACGCUGCUACACUGAGCUUCUGGAGCAUAUUCAACAGCAGGAUAAUUCUCAAAAGUUAUCACUCUGUAAGGACUCGAGUUUAAAAAUACAACAUGUCUUGAACAUAAGUUACCCUGAGACUGUAAAGGUGGAAAGUGAUCAAGAAAAUGUCACAGUAGAGAACAUCAAGACUGAAAACCUAGAAAGUGAUAUAGAAACACACUGUGAACCGGAAACUUUUGUAAGGGAUCUAAAGCUGGAGAGUCCGAAGGUCAAGAAGGAAAGUAUCAAAAAGACAACGAAAAAGAGGAUAAAAAAGAAGGUUAAGAAGAAAAAGCCGAAGUCUAACACUCCGACAUACAUAAGUGAGUCAGAGCAUUGGUCAGACAAUAACGAAGAUAAUGAAACGGCACAAAAUCUAGAAGAGAAGUUGUUAGAAGAGAACAAGGAGAUUGUGAGUAACCCCUGUGAUACAGAAAUAGAAUUUGGAGAUGGUUUAGAGAAUCAUCUGAAAGAGAAACAUGCAUCGCCACCCCACGUCAAUGGCACCGCAACAAGAGCACCCCGUUCCAGGGAAGUUUUACCGGACAGACCCCAGUGUGUGGAGUGCGGCAAGAUAUUCAGCUCAAAGAAGACCUAUAGGUAUCAUCUCAACGUUCUACACAAGGGUCAGAACAGUCAUCAGUGUCCAAGGUGCGGCAAGGUGUACCAGUGGAAGUCCAAUCUGGGCAGGCACAUGCGGACUCAUAAGGCUCGUGACUCCGGCGAACUCCACUGCGAUGUUUGCGACAAGGCGUUCGCUUCUGUGGCCACGUACCGACAGCACCUGCGGAUAUCCAGGAAACACGUGCCUGAAACUGAAUUCAGGUAA
Parnassius apollo (apollo) is the source of this 1044-nucleotide messenger RNA. The record is from the annotation of a GenBank genome assembly. NCBI's taxonomy places the organism in Eukaryota, Metazoa, Arthropoda, Insecta, Lepidoptera, Papilionidae.